Molecule: messenger RNA, 1752 nt
Organism: Spodoptera litura
Lineage: Eukaryota; Metazoa; Arthropoda; Insecta; Lepidoptera; Noctuidae
Gene: nvd
Product: cholesterol 7-desaturase nvd
Biological process (GO): cholesterol metabolic process
Cellular component (GO): cytoplasm
Molecular function (GO): 2 iron, 2 sulfur cluster binding; oxidoreductase activity
Source: RefSeq, a predicted model, not a curated record
UGACGUUGGCUGUAUGCGGACGUUCGCUUGUGCCCUAUAUUGCUUCGAUUUUGUGUUAUCUGUGACUUCCCGCGUUUUUUCUCGAAUGUGACAUUUUGACAGUUGAUGCAACCAAACAUCACGCCGCCAUUUUAGAAUACCACAAAAUUUCAAGAUGGAGUCCUGUUCACAAAUGACAGAUGACGUUUUGGACAAAUACCUACAUAGUGAUUGUCAGAACGGUUUUACAAAGCAACAUGUCAAAGAAAUGAUUGUUUCGUACUUGAAUUUGACAUUUGCGUUCACAUUGACAGUUUUGGAAUUAAUAUACGAAUAUAGUUCUUACAUUCUAUUGGCUGUUGCUUUAUAUUUCUUGCUGCUAAUUCUAUAUAGAAGUUAUGUCAAUCCUAUAAUUUUUAAAAAGGAAUUCACAGAAAUAGGAUUCGAACACAUUCCCCCCGGGCCUGAUAGAGACAGAAUCAUAUCUAGAGCUCAAACUGCUAAGAAAAUAGGCAGUAAGACUCCACCACCAUUUCCGAAUGGAUGGUUUGCAGUCGCCGAAAGUCGAGAACUGAAGAAUGGAGGAGUUCUUUCGAUCGAUGCACUUGGCCAAAACCUCUGCAUCUACCGUGGCGAAGACGGCGUGGCGCGCGUUGUGGACGCGUACUGUCCACAUUUAGGAGCUAACCUGGGUAUCGCAGGCACCGUUAGCGGCUCCUGUAUCGAAUGCCCCUUCCAUAAGUGGAGGUUCGGGGAAAAUGGCGCUUGCGUCAGUGUUCCAGGAGUUGAACAUGCACCAAAAGGAGUUUCCAUAAAACAUUGGACGACCGUUGAAAGAGACGGCGCAGUGUGGAUCUGGUAUGAUGCUGAAGGAAGGGAUCCAUUAUGGGUAGUCCCUGAGCUACCUGAACUCAAGAGUUGGGGAUACCGAGGAAGGAACGAAUACGUUGUCAGCGCUCAUAUUCAAGAAAUUCCUGAAAACGGUGCUGACGUCGCCCAUUUAAACGCUGUACAUACUAUGUCCCUGCUGUCCGGCUUAGGAGAGAAAUAUCCACUACUAAAUGAUUUAAUAGGAUGCCACGUAUGGUCAGCUACUUGGACAAGGAAUGAGGAUCACACAGCCACCAUGACACUGACGCACGAUUACAAAAUCAUGAAGUUUGACCUAGGACAUGUUGAUGUUAAAGUUACACAGAUUGGACCGGGCCACGUUCGUCUAUUCCUAAGCACCCCAGUGGGACCUAUCUUAGUCUCCCAGUCAGUCACUCCUUUGGGACCAAAUCUACAAAAAGUCAUACAUCGCAUGUUUUCGCCUACUUACAACGCUCCCUUCGCUGCACUGUCGGUCAAGGCAGAGGGCGCUAUGUUUGAACGAGACAUAGUAAUAUGGAACAGUAAGCGCUUCGUGUCCGCGCCAGCUUAUGUCAAAACGGACAAGACUAUUAGAGCUUUCAGAAAUUGGUUCGCCCAAUUCUAUAGCGAAAAUAGCAUACCUUUUAGAGAAGCUCUUCAAAACCCUUUAGAUUGGUGAUUUUUUAACUUUUGAAGUUUUAAAAUGCCUUUUUAGACUAGUAAAUAAAAGUGUAUACGUCUUAUUUUGAUCGUAGAGGGUACUAGUGUAUGUAAGACAUCUUAUAGAUCACUAGCUACUCCCACGCAGUUUAUACCGACCGAUUUUUGCCAUAAACAAUGUUGAGAAUAGGCAUGGCGACUAAUUUUUAAUUUUUUGUCCGCCUUUUAGAUAUUUUAAAAAUCUUCGAUACCUAUUUUUUC